CGCCAUUUACGUCCUCAUUCUCUACGCAUAACAAAUCGCCUACGACGAUAUUUCACAAUGGCCGCUGCCGGAAGACCCAACGUUUCUGAGGACCUCGUCUGGGAGAUUGUUCGCUCCCAGAACUCUUUCUUGGUCAACCGCAAGUCUGGGGGUGGUGCCAGGUUUACUCGUGACCCUCUGAACUUGACCAACGUUCACACUCGCAAGUAUUCCGGCUUCUCCAGCAACAAGGCUGUCGGAAUCCAAGCUGCUGAGAACAACGGCCUCACCGUUUCCACGAAGAGGCCUGGCAACCCCAACCAGCCAGCUAAGAAUGUUGUGAACACACCUAUCUCCGGCACCAGCCACAACCGCAAAGUCUACAAGGGUGUUGCCAACCGAGUCGUGUUGGGCGGCUAUCGUCCAGAUCUCCGUGCUGAGGCUGUUGCCCGCGCCAGCGCUAUCAGACAAAGCCAGCGCCCAAAGAAGGAUGCUCCAGAGAGGAAGCCAAGAGGCGCAAAGGCCCGCAAGGCUGCUGAGAAGGCGGAGUAAAUUUGAAGAAAUCUUGAAUGAAUGAAACGAGAGAAUCACAUCUAUCCGAUACAGUGCGGAGAAAAGGGUCCUCACUUCUUUUUUCUUUUUGUUUGCACCAUGAAAACAUUGCUUAUGGACAGGGAGUUUUUUUUCACCUGGAGGAACGGUGCCGGCAUUUGGCACCCGGGGGCUUCUAUGAUGUUUUGGUGCAAAAUGUUAUCUCCUGGUUAGUUGGAGAUGGACCUGGAAAGGAUUGUAUGGUAGACAUUGCCCAAGGGGGACGUAGCUGUUCCCGUGAUGGAUUUUCUCGAAUCAAUUUAGGCAUUGCAUGUCUUCAAAUUGCAAUGAUUUCAUUUCCU
This is a messenger RNA of Coccidioides posadasii C735 delta SOWgp, 872 nucleotides long. RefSeq lists its product as uncharacterized. Gene Ontology annotation, cellular component: cytosolic large ribosomal subunit; ribosome. Gene Ontology annotation, biological process: translation. Gene Ontology annotation, molecular function: structural constituent of ribosome. NCBI's taxonomy places the organism in Eukaryota, Fungi, Ascomycota, Eurotiomycetes, Onygenales, Onygenaceae. The record is from RefSeq and is a predicted model, not a curated record.